CUGCCGCUAACAAGGAAUUCAAGAUUUCGCACAUUUUCAAGAAUGUAUCAAAGUUGGAAGAAGACAAAGAAUCAUACAGUCCCAAUGAAGAACAUUUCAAUGUUCCAUGGAAGAUAAGCAUUGCACGCACUGCUAAUCAUUUAGAUGUCUACUUUUACUGCUCCAAACUGUAGGUAAACGAAGUCGCCUGGUCCAUUGAUGCAGAAUUCGAACUGACAGUCAAGAGUUCGAGUGGCAAAAGAACUACGAAAAUUACAAAUUGUCAAUUUGCGAACACGACAAAUAAUGGAUGUGGCUGGGAUAAGUUCAUGAGUUGGGACACACUGAUUAAAGAUUACCUGAUCGAUGACAGUGUUAUUAUCGAGGCAGCUGUCAAGAUCACUAAAAUGCACGGAAUCUCUAAAAAAGCACUGAAAAGCUUCGAAAAAACCAAUGAAAAGUUCUCCGAUGUGGUUCUUUCCGUUGAAGAUAAAAAAUUCUUCGUUUUGAGAAAAUUCCUGGCAUUUCACUCCACCUACUUCGAAGCUCUUCUUCUCGGAAAAUUCAAAGAAGCUGACAAUUCAGAAGUCACCCUCAACGACAUCAAUUCGACCGAUUUUCAGAAUCUUCUAGAGCUUCUUUAUGGUGAAACUGCUAUUGAUAACGAUUCAGUCGACGGAAUUCUCCACCUGGCUCACAUCUACGACGUGCCAGUUGCAAAUCGAAAAUGCGAAGAAUUUCUUCUCGAAAAAUCUGGAAAAUCGAUUAAGGAUCUGCUUAAAAUUGCCAAUCAAUACCAGCUGGAGAAUUUGACGAAGGAAUCCCUUGCGAAAAUCAAUUCAUUUGACGAUAUCAAAUCAGCAGUGGCCGGCGAUUUAGAAGAAAUGGAUCCAAAAGUGGUGGCGGCGCUUCUCAGAAAAGCUAUCGAUUUUCAUUAA
Caenorhabditis elegans is the source of this 917-nucleotide messenger RNA. The record is from the annotation of a RefSeq genome assembly. NCBI's taxonomy places the organism in Eukaryota, Metazoa, Nematoda, Chromadorea, Rhabditida, Rhabditidae.